UUAUUAAUCAGAAACAGUCUCUAAAUCUCAGUUCUUCCAUGAGAGGAGCUGACCGACUGACAGCAUCUGAAAUGAACAAAUGUUCAUCCAGAAACAGAUCUUAUCAGCCUCCCGUUACAGUGUGUGUGUGUGUGUGUGUGUGUGUGUGUGUGUUUGGCCUAUAAAGUGGAUAAUCCCAGCUCCAGUCUGACUGGCUUCAUAGGAAAUGUUAUUAGAAGUGAAAUCAGCAGGAGGAAAACCUGUUUCCUGUUUAACUGUCUGACAGCUUAUAGCCCUAUAGGUGUCACAUUAACUGUAUGAUGACAAUUAUUGUGUUGAUAAAUAGCAGAGUGAUCUACAACAAUUUAAUUAUAGAAUUAAUAAACACUUACAGAGUGAAGUGGUAGUGCCCUGGUCUUCAUGUUAGCCUAUAUAUUUAUAUUUAUCUUAUGGUAGCACAAAAGAAAAAUACCAUAAUAACACUAUAAACACUAAUAGAUAUUAUAGGAUUAUUAUAGGAACAUAAGAGAUAAAUAGCAUUUAGUAGCCACUACAGGCUACACAGACUGUUUUCUAUGGGUAAAUAUAUUGUUUCUGUGUUCUAUUAGUUCAUGAUGAACACACGGAAACCCCUUAGGAAUAACGCUGAUGCACAUUAAAAGACUGCUAAGACUCAGACUCAUUGAGUCCCUAGAGGAAUAUUAUAGAAUUAUUAUAGGAAUAUUAUAGUGACACGAAAGUUCAUUAAAUGAUGUUAGAUUUUUCGGAGAAAUAGUUCAUUGGUGAAUGCCAGAUAGGAAUUGAUUGUUAUUAAGAUUAAUGGUGAAUUUCUCUAUAUAGACUGUAGACAACACAUAUAUUUGUCAGUUCUUGGUGUAAGAGGCACUCAGGCCUCCAGAUUUACAUAAAAAAAACAAAUAAAAUAAAGGACUUAAUAUGAAUUACACCAAUUAAAUUGUUUCUUCAGCAGUCUCUGUAUUCCAGGUUAUACGGCGAAUUAACACAUUGAAAACACUCCUGUGCAGCGCGCCUGUCUAUUAUGUUGCAUUUAUUAUUCUAUCGGCCCACUUUGCGCGCACUUUGAUUAAGUGUUUGGCGCUGUGACGGUGACAGAGGCUUUGAACCACUUUUCUCCCGCAGCCAGGUGAUGAAAGUCCGGCUGAUCAGGCGGAAUGCGGAGUAAUUAAAGCCUAUAAAUUAUCCGCCGGGAGCUUCUCUCUCACAGAGAGAUAAGAGCACGCUUUUCCAGAGAUGGCCUGGAAAACAAUACCAGCUGACAAUGGUUGCUAUAGCGCAGAAAGGAGGAGAAAACAUUGGAGGUGGGGUGUGCAUCAAACGUGGAGGUGAAAUAUGAAAAUGUGUGCAGCUGCAGGCCUAUUCUCCAUGAUGACACUGUGUGUGUGUGUGUGUGUGUGUGUGCUUGUGUGUGCUUGUGUGAGAGAGAGAGAGGCCCAAAAUGCCCUGUAGGUUACAUCAAAAAUUCACUGUGGGCUACAUAAAAGCACCACUCUCUAAGAUUUUUGGAUGCAGGACGCUUAAGUUUAUGGGAAGUCAUUUCAAAAGAAAAUUGGCCAAUUCGGGAAUCAUAGUGUAAAUAUUGUUGUUUUGUACGCAAGGCCCGUCUGUCCCACAGUGCCUACCCAGUUAAAAGUAAACCAUCUAGAGGUGAGCAGUUGAAUUCCAUCCAAAAAUCACCAGCAGAAAGCCACGGGGAUGGUGUGUGUGAGGGUAUUUGUGUAAUUCUUCUCGUGCUCUCUCAUGGCUGUAUAAAAUUUAACAGAUACACCGUAACAAGGCUGAAGGCGCGGGGCAGUGAUAAUCUCUUGUUGGGUUUCUCUCCGAGUGCUGAAUGCUGCUCACUGCUCCACAGCUCCCCUUUUUGCUCCGAGACGCCUGACAUUAUUGGACAUCGUCACCCCAUGUCCAAAAGUGUCCCGGCCGAUGAUUGGCCCGCUGGGCUUUGGCUGUUAUUCAUGCGCCUCCGGUUGGUGUGUGUGUGUGUGUGUGUGUGUGUGUGUGUGUGUGUGUGUGUGUGUGUGUGUGUGUGUGUGUGUGUGUGUGUGCGGACAUGGUAAUAUGAUGUGAGGACUUUGUGAAGAUCCGACUGUCAUACAGCGAUGAAAAGCUCUGGGUGUGUGAGAGUAGUGCGCAAUAGCAACCUUAGCCAGUCUUAUAGUAAGUCACCGACCAUGACGCGCCGGAGCGCCUUUACGCAAGCAGGAUGUCCACAGUUUGCGAAUAAUUACACCAACCAGCAAUAUUCCGGAGAAAAAAUAAGUAUGUUUUAGUGCUUGCUGUUGUCACAUUUUGGAUACAAGGCUACAGGCCCACAAAGUGGAAGUGGAUUGAGAGAACAGAAGCCACGUUCUUCAGAGAAGCAGCGAUGGAGGAGCAGCGGGAUCUGAACGGCACGGAUAGCAGCGAGGGAGAGAGCGUCUCCCCGUCUCUCAGCCUGCCCUCGCCGCCCAUACUGCCUCUGCAGGUCGCCCAGCAGGCCCACAGAACCACCAACUUUUUCAUCGACAACAUUUUGCGGCCGGACUUUGGCUGCAAGAAGGAACACGGCCUGGUCCCGCGGGAGAGGGCGCAGACCUCCGGCCGGGAGCGCGUCCACUCUGUGGUCAGCAGACCGAGCCUUCCUGGGACGCCGUGCCAGGACUCCAACUGCAGCACUGACAGCACUUCGUCCUCCGCCUCCUCCACCUCUUUGCCGAGUCCCAAAAAGAGCAACGGCAGCGGCGGAGGAACUGCAGCCGCCGUUGUCUCCACCGGGAGCAGCAGCGUGAAAGCCGAGGAAAGGACCGGCGGCGGAGCUGGGGAGAACACCUCCUCCUCGCUGGUGGUGCUGAACGGCACCGGGGCACCCACGCCGGAGACCCAGCCGCUACUCUGGCCUGCCUGGGUCUACUGCACCCGGUACUCGGACAGGCCCUCAUCUGCAGGCCCAAGGACACGGAAACUGAAAAAGUCGAAAAGCGGCAAAGAGGACAAGCGGCCGCGCACGGCCUUCACGGCCGAGCAGCUGCAGAGGCUGAAGACCGAGUUCCAGGUGAACCGCUACAUCACGGAACAGCGGCGGCAGUCUCUGGCCCAGGAGCUCAACCUCAACGAGUCCCAGAUCAAAAUCUGGUUUCAGAACAAGCGGGCCAAGAUCAAAAAGGCCAGCGGCUUUAAGAACGGGCUGGCGCUGCAGCUGAUGGCGCAGGGACUGUACAACCAUUCCACCACCACCAUCCAGGAGGACAAGGAGGACAGCGACUGAGGAGCCCGGACUGCGUGCUUUUCACCGCUCUCCUCCACACACACUAUGUACAUUGUAAAUAUAUAAUAUCUAAUUUAAUGAUGAGGAUGGGGAGGGGGAGCUGAGCGGAUCUUCUUCACACGUUUUGUAAGCAUCUCUCCUCUUCUUCAUCACCUUCUCCUCGUCUUCAAAAGUGACUGAACAGCAGAACAGACAGACUGCAGACUCUUGGACUGACCUGCCACCAUAAAACCAAAGAUUUUAUUGGAAAACAGCCUGGACAGUUUCAAACAAUAAAGAAAAAAGCAACAUCCCCCAUUUAGCUUAUUUCUGUUUCCCCUGAGCUGAGAGUGUAAUGGACCCAUCCUCCUCAUCCAACCACACCCAUAAUAAGCCCACACCGGCUGAUGUUUCUGGGAAGUUUCACUUCCCUUCAGCUCAUGCUGCUUUGGUUCUGGAAGGCGCUGCUGCUGCACACACCGCCCCCCCACCACAAACACCAGGAGAACGGCCAGUGGUUUCAUUAGACUUUUGUUUUAUUGAUUUUCUGGACCAACUGACGUCUAAGAGCUGUAAUAAUCCUAUAGUACAUUUUACAGAAAUGCCACACACAUUUUGAAGUGCCAAAAAGAAAAACUAUAGUGAUGAUUCAGGGGAAGAACGUAUGGUACAAGAUUGUCACAAAUUUCUUCUGAGCACGAGAAACGCACUGUAAAUCCCUUCAGGAUUAUUAUUGCAAUACUAUAAUGUCAGGGCCUUAGCUACCACUGUGAAUACUGAGGUUAUGUGUUUGUUUUUUGUUGAAAUUGGGGUUUUGAACAAUUCACAAAAGAGAGUUAACACUACAGUAAAGAAACUACAAUUAAAAAUGUACACAUAAUGAGAAUUGUAUAGCUGAUUCCAGUAUUUUUAGAUACAAAAUAUUUUUAGGCCAAUAAAUAAAUUUGAUAAAUAAAGGACUCUGUGUAGAAUCUUACUCCUGGCAAUGUGGAGAAGGCUUUGACACAAAAUUUACACUGUACAGAAAAUAUAAAUGAAUAACUAACAGGAUAAAUAAAAUGUUUAGAAAAAAGUAGAUUCUUGGGGUGGGGUCAGAAUCAUGACCUCAGUAUUUCUAAAAUCCUGCAUACAGCCUGCACAAACACGCUCAUCCCCAUAAUUAGUAAUAUAGUAAUGUUUUAGUGAUACAACAUUAAAUCUACUUUACAGUGUGAGGUCACCAAUUGAGAGUCAUUCUAAGUUUAUAUAGUCUAUAAUGAUGCUGUAAGACAUAAAUACACAAAGGUAGUCAAAAUCCAUCAAAAGAAGAUGUUAAAUUCUUCACAAUAAUAAGAAAUAUAUAUCAUAUUCCUAUCAUUUCCUGUGUGGUACUAAAUAGCCUCAUGGUUUUAUAGUGAUUCUUCAUCUAACAUUAUGAUUUUUUUGUAAUGCUUCCAUUUGGACCCAGAGUGUAUUUAAACUGUUACUUUAAGGGAAUCUAUAAUAUUCCCACAUUUCAUUUUCACUAUGGUGUUUGUAUAAUAUCCCUCUGAAACUGACUAUAGGAUUACUACAGUUCUUACAGAGAGGAUCUAUACAGAAGGCUUAUACUGUAUACACAAAUAACAAAUUGAGUAUUUGGCCUCUCUUGCGUCAUUUCCUCUUGUUUUGCCUUUGUUUUGGCAGGUAAAGUUGCAGAGGCCUGCUGGCCUGUAGACACACAGCAAACAGCAUCUGACUAUCUGAGAUAUAUGUUAGCUAUUCCCGGAAGAAGAGCGGUGGUGGUGGUGUGUGUGUGUGUGUGUGUGUGUGUG
Siniperca chuatsi (mandarin fish) is the source of this 5013-nucleotide messenger RNA. RefSeq names its product homeobox protein engrailed-1-B-like. The transcript has 2 exons. The coding region runs from base 2363 to 3241 and encodes 292 amino acids. The record is from RefSeq and is a predicted model, not a curated record. Gene Ontology annotation, cellular component: nucleus. Gene Ontology annotation, biological process: regulation of transcription by RNA polymerase II; neuron differentiation; multicellular organism development. NCBI's taxonomy places the organism in Eukaryota, Metazoa, Chordata, Actinopteri, Centrarchiformes, Sinipercidae. Gene Ontology annotation, molecular function: DNA-binding transcription factor activity, RNA polymerase II-specific; RNA polymerase II cis-regulatory region sequence-specific DNA binding.